This is a messenger RNA of Puntigrus tetrazona (Sumatra barb), 2882 nucleotides long. RefSeq names its product BCL2 like 12 (gene bcl2l12). Gene Ontology annotation, biological process: regulation of apoptotic process. Lineage: Eukaryota; Metazoa; Chordata; Actinopteri; Cypriniformes; Cyprinidae. The record is from RefSeq and is a predicted model, not a curated record. The transcript is spliced from 8 exons. The coding region runs from base 1530 to 2675 and encodes 381 amino acids.
GUCAGGACAGGUCAGAGGGUAGGCAGGAAGAAGAGAGUGCACAGCUAAAUAAAGACAGACAAGAUGAAGAGACCAAGUGAAGGAGGGUGCAGACGCGAGAGCAUAUCAACUCUGCUAAAGAGGAAAUAACUCUGAGGUAAGACAUCAGAGAGCAGAUGAAGCUUCAGAAAAGAAAGAGAUAGCUGCACGGACAAAUAUGAAUUUACCAGUAUUAAGAAAAACCUUGAGGGUUUGUCAACUUCUGCUGAGAGGCUUUUGUGGUAACUACUGAUUUCAAUUUCUGAUAUUUUCUGUACCUGCAAUUUUUUUAAUGAUGAACAACAUUGUGACCUUUUAAAAUUGUGUAGACUUUCAACUGCAAUUUUACUUUGAAUACUUUCAAUUUGAAUUCUUCUCAGAAUCCUUUUUUUUUUUUUUUUUUUUUUUUUUUGCUAAUGACUAACCUUUUCUAUCAAUGCUCUAAACUUUCCCAGCAAUUGAUUUCAUAACAGGAUACCAUGUCUCCGUUUCUCUGUGUGACCGUCCAUCUCUGCCUCUCCCAAUCCUUGUACCAGUGUCUGAUUUACAGAUGACGCUGGACGGGGUUUGGGGGGGGCCGAGGGAGGACAAAUGCUCCACAUCUUUCCUGUCAUCAAAGUCGACAGUAAAGUAAAGUACCGGUCUCCAAAUAACUCUUUUCUCAGUGGCUGUAAAAUAUGUUGUGUUUUGUCUGAAAAUAAACACUAUUUGGUGAAACACAUACCCAAGUGCUUUUGUUUUUCAGUUGUUUCAUUUUGUUUUAUUUCUCACUGCCAUUGGUUUGUUCUUUUGCUUUCAUUUUACUUUAGAGUGCAUUCAAUUCGUCAAAACAGAGAAAUUUGUCUUUAACACUAGUUGCUGAACUGUAAAUAAACAUGGGCUCCCCUAACAGAAGUAAACAUUAUAAAUUCGCAUAUAGGUUAUUCUUACAAAAAAAAAGUGUCAAAAUCGUCAAAAUGAGUUCUACCUAAAACUGUCGCGCUGAGAACACAUAUGAUUAAUUUCUAUAAAAGUUUGUUGCUGUAUCAUUUGAAUCUACUGCUAGAUUGGACCCUGUCCAUUGGGAAAAUGGCUUCGUCCUACGCCAAUCCUCAGUGACAUGCGCAGUGCGCACCGCUGAACUCGGUCAUUCCGUAGGACGGACUAAUUGACGCGGUGGUGGAACCGGUAGGGAAGGUAAAGCUCUGUCGGUAUCGACAGGCGAGUAUCUAUAACAUCGAUAUGAAUCACCGCUUUAGAUCUGAUUUGAUUCUCCGUGAGAACUGACCUACAUAUGAACUCUCCAGUACCAUCAGAAACAAGUGACUCCCAACUCGUCUGAAGUUGACACAGCUCGCUCGGCUGAGUCGCUCGCACUGCGGGCUAUCUGUUUUUGAUUUUAGUAACCGUGUUUUAAUAAUAUCGACUUUGUCGAUAAGUCUGGCUUUGUUCGAUUUUAACACGUCGCGACUCAGCUGAUUCCUUCGGACGUCGAGGUGACUUUACUUACCAGUUCUCUCUCUGUCUCAGCGAUGGCAGACGUGGCGGUCAGGCCUGCUUCCCCCUCACCCUCCAUCUCUCUCCUGGAGAUCAAAGCGGAGACAAGGUUUGUUCUGAAGUCUUUCCUGCGUCACUCUCUCGCGAUUCCUCCUGGGGAGCGCCCUGGAAGGAUAGGAGGAGAAUACAACGACCCAAACAAAUACAGUGCCUCGACAAAUAAUAAAAUGAAGAAAGAUGCAAAUGGUUGGGACUCCUUGGACGAGGAGAUCAGUGCCGCAGAGGAGAAGAAACAUGGAAUUAAAAAUUUAAUAAAAAGACGACUGAGAGCCCGUUCCUCUACAGUCGGUCGUGCUAAGAAAGAAGGAGGUUCCGACCUGACUCCAUACAACACCCUUGUGAAGCAGAGUCACCCGGGCCAACCUGACAAGCCAUCACCAAAUGGGACACACAGUUUACCCAGAAAAACAGAGGAAGAGUUAUUCGUACCAUCCUCUGCAUCUGAAGAGGAAGGUGACAGAAAAUCAGGGGAUAAAACUAAGAAAAAGAAGAAAAAACUAAAAAUAUCUGAUAUACUGAAAAAGGUGUCAUUCAAAAAAGAAGAGCCUCGUCCUCAGCGCCCAACCACUCUACCUCUUAAAGGAGCUACAGGUGUUUCUCAACCAGAUGAUCACCCUCUUUCACCAUCUCAUCCACCUGAGUUUUAUGAUGGUGUGGCAGAUUCUCUGGACAGAAUCGCACAGAAACACACUCUGAAAAAGAAAUCCCCUGUUAAACCAAAGCCUGUGCCAAGUACACACAAAGACGACAAAAACAAAGAGGCUGUGGUUCAACAACUAGUGCAGAUACUGGCUUCAGAGGGGGAUGCCAUAAACGAGAAGAUAAAUACCAACCCCUUCCUGCGGUCCACCCUCACACGCCUGUCCUACUCAUCCUUUGCUAAACUCCUUGACACGUAUGCCAGUCAGAGCGAAGAGCCCCCCGCUCCGGCUCCAGUCAGCCCUACGCUGAGGCGUCUGGCCGUCACCAUGGAUGUGUCUCGACGGGUGGUCACGGCCACUGGAGUUCAGCGUCUGACGGGGUAUGCCGAACGCUACAUGGAGAGCUUUGCACCGUGGGUGAGGAAUCACGGAGGAUGGGGGAGCAUUGCACAAUUGGAUGAGGGUCUGGAGUGUGAUUGACCUCAGUCGUUGAUCUCUGUUCAUUAUGAACUCUGGAUCAUGUAGCAUGACCUCUGUGAGGAAUGGUAGAACAAACAGCAGCCUGGGCCAACUGACACUACUUGAUUAUAUGGUCUUUAUGCUGAUGUAUUUAUUAUUUUUUUAUCAUUUGGAUGUUUUGAAUUUUUAUGUGACUUUUAUACCAAAAUACACAAUUUCAAUCAUCUA